AUCGAUCAAGGAUGAAACAUGUCUGCACUCAAAAGUGGGAAAGGCCAAGCGUCCAAGACUCGAAGUCGAUAUUUAGGCCAAAAGAAAUUCGAUGGGUCAAGGUAGCUAGACCGUAUACCGUAGAGAUGGGUAGAAUGAUUCCGUAUCGACGCAGCAGGCCCUCCUUCUUCAAAGUCUUGGUCGCCCCCGACUUCUCCAAACUGCUUGGGAUACCACCACUUUUUAUCAAGCAUUUCAAUGGAUCGGUGCCUAAAAGACUCACCCUCAGAAGUCCAACCGGGAAAAGUUGGCCUGUUAAAGUGAAAAAGAUUGACGAAAAAUUCUAUUUCCAUACGGGUUGGCAGAGAUUUGUAGAACAUCAUUCUUUGGUGUGGGGGGAUUUUCUAGUUUUCAGUUAUAACGGCAAGUCCAAAUUCAGCGUCAAGAUAUACGACAGAAGUUCUUGUGAAAGGGAUCUGCCUUCAGCUCCGAGUAACGUUCAUUCCCAGCCAAGGAAACAAAAGAGAGGUAAAGAAAUGGCCAGAGUCACCACGGAAGUCGUUGUUCAGAAUCACGGUAUGAGUGCUUCCCACCCAAACAAAGAAAAGCCAGGCACAUUAAUGGCCAGAGCCCGCACUAAAGUAAUUGCUCAGAUUUAUGAGAGUGCGAGUGAUUCUCACCCAAGGAAAGAAAAAAAAGGCGAUGUUAUAGCUAGGUCCACCAAGAAAGGUAUUGAUCGUGCUCUGAGAAAGAGUUAUUCUCACCCAAAGAUGGACAAGUGUGGCAAAGCAAUGGCCAAAUCCACCAUGAAAGCAGUUGUUUCUAGCAAGGGAAACGGUGGCUCUGGAAAACCAAGGAAGAAAUCAAAUUACGGGAUUGAAAGGCAACCAAGAAGUGAGGCAAUUGAAGCUGCGUCUUCGUACAAAACAGAAUUUCCACAUUUCGCAGCACUUUGUGGAAAGUCCAGAAGAAGUCAUAUGGUUGUUCCAAAGGCUGUAGCAAGAAAAGUUGGGAUCACAGGCAAGGGAAAAGCAGUGCUAUUGGAUCCUAAAGGGAGGUCAUGGCGUGUGAGUUUCGCUCCAAGAACGGAUGGUCGUGUAGAUAUUAUAAGCGGGUGGGCAGCUUUUUGGAAAGCCAAUAAUAUAGUAGAAGGUGAAGCAUGCCACUUUGAGUUCAUCCAAGGAACAGUUGCAGGGAAAGUGAUCAUAUGCGUCAACAUAUUCCGAGCUGCGGGAUUCGGAGAACUCGCUCGCUUCUCUAAUAUUAUACCUAUGGCCUUCUUCGGCUUGUGAAGAUGUUAGCUUGUAACACAGAGGCCAGCGUAUCUGAAACUGAUGCUGCACAAAUCACUUCUUCUCUUCUCUGUAAUACUGAAAAUGAAAAACAAAUGGGCCAGAUUAUAUGAUCGACUGAGGAAUGCAUUUUAUGCUUUUGAAU
Messenger RNA from Nelumbo nucifera (sacred lotus), 1416 nucleotides. RefSeq names its product B3 domain-containing protein Os01g0723500-like. Lineage: Eukaryota; Viridiplantae; Streptophyta; Magnoliopsida; Proteales; Nelumbonaceae. Gene Ontology annotation, molecular function: DNA binding. The record is from RefSeq and is a predicted model, not a curated record.